UCACUUUUCAGGAACCCAAGCAAUGACAAUCAACCAAACAAUCCUGAAAGAAUUCAUUCUUAUAGGUUUCUCUGCUUACCCACAUGUACAGACCUUCCUCUUUGUUUUCUUCUCUUGCCUCUAUAUGCUCACUCUAAUAGGCAACCUGGCCAUCAUGGGCUUGACUUGGGUGGACAGAUCUCUCCACACCCCUAUGUACCUCUUCCUCAGUGCACUCUCCUUCUCUGAGACCUGCUAUACCCUGACUAUCAUCCCCAAGAUGCUGGUGGAUCUGCUGGACAAGGACAGGCGCAUUUCAGUCACAGGCUGUGGCUUGCAGAUGUGCUUCUUCUUGGGUCUUGGUGGAACAAACUGCAUCAUUCUCACCUUGAUGGGGUAUGACCGCUUCCUGGCCAUCUGCAACCCUCUCAGAUAUCCUCUUCUGAUGACCAAUGUUAUGUGUGGACAGCUUGUGGCCGGUGCUUGGGCUGGAGGCUUCUUGGUUUCCCUGAUAGAGACUGCACUGAUAUUCAGGGUGUCUUUCUGCAUACCUAACCUCAUCAGACACUUCUUCUGCCACAUGAGGGCAGUUGUGAGGCUGUCCUGCAUAGACAGUGACUUCACAGAAUUCAUUGUCACACUGAUGUCAGUGUUGGGUUUGCUGGGUACAUUCUUGCUCAUCCUCUUGACUUAUGUGUUCAUCCUUUCUUCUGUCCUCAAGAUCCCUUCAGCAGAGGGUAAGCAAAAGGCCUUUUCCACCUGUGCUUCACACCUGACUGUGGUCAUCAUCCACUUUGGUUUUGCAUCUAUUGUUUACCUGAAGCCGGAAGCCUCAGGGGGAGAUGAUACUCUCAUAGCAGUUCCUUACACUGUCAUUACCCCUUUCCUCAGCCCCAUCAUAUUCAGCCUAAGAAAUAGGGACAUGAAGACUGCUUUUAGGAAGAUCAUGAAAAAGACAGUAGUCUUGGAAAAAUGACCUUGUAUUAUUGUUGUUAAUAUACGGUUUACUUUUUUCAUUAUUCAGCAGAGUAUUUG
Meriones unguiculatus (Mongolian gerbil) is the source of this 1014-nucleotide messenger RNA. RefSeq names its product olfactory receptor 10X1-like. The coding region runs from base 23 to 955 and encodes 310 amino acids. Lineage: Eukaryota; Metazoa; Chordata; Mammalia; Rodentia; Muridae. Gene Ontology annotation, cellular component: membrane. The transcript has a single exon. The record is from RefSeq and is a predicted model, not a curated record. Gene Ontology annotation, biological process: G protein-coupled receptor signaling pathway. Gene Ontology annotation, molecular function: olfactory receptor activity; G protein-coupled receptor activity.